Cydia strobilella is the source of this 7006-nucleotide messenger RNA. It is a transcript of the gene Src42A, whose product is annotated as tyrosine-protein kinase Src42A. Gene Ontology annotation, cellular component: extrinsic component of cytoplasmic side of plasma membrane. The record is from RefSeq and is a predicted model, not a curated record. Bases 262 to 3039 code for a protein of 925 amino acids. Gene Ontology annotation, biological process: innate immune response; cell surface receptor protein tyrosine kinase signaling pathway; protein phosphorylation. Gene Ontology annotation, molecular function: signaling receptor binding; non-membrane spanning protein tyrosine kinase activity; ATP binding. The transcript has 8 exons. Lineage: Eukaryota; Metazoa; Arthropoda; Insecta; Lepidoptera; Tortricidae.
ACCGCUUAUCUCUCGCGACCUCCGCCGGACGCGCACGCUCGCCGCGCGCCUUACCGCCUCGAAAUCGAACCCGCGCCGCGAUCGCGUUAUGCCGCCCUACGAACAUACUUACAUGUUUGAUUACUUGUAUUUGUUUUGUUUUCGGAGUCUAGGACGCGGACCGGAAAUGCGCUAGUUAUCAAAACUUUAUAAAGUGUAUUUUUUCCAAGAACAGUAAAUAUUUAUGCAAAUUUAUAAACCUAAAUUUAAACUACUGGCACGAUGGUGUCAGAAGGGCCAUUGCCCGUGGUGUGGUGUGUACGGGAUAAUCAACUUGUGCCUCACCAAGUAUCGGGUGUGAAAUUACAAGGAGCCGUUACGGGCGCUCAUAUUGCUGCUGUUACAGACUUUUUGCGUAUGGUGGCCGGGACUCCUAUCAUUUUACCCCAUACAGCGGUACCGGAAGAUGUAGAUAAUAAUAUUAACCAAGAAAAAGAAGAUACUACGCGCAGAAGGAAAAUGUCUAUGCAAGUGGAAGUACCUUGCGUGUUUCUUUCUGAAAGUGCCUUACAAAAGGCAAAGAGUCGCAGUAAUUCUUUAGAAGAAAAGGUAAUACCUUCCGAUAAGAAAGUCACACCUACUACAACAAAAAGAUAUCUGGAACUCGAUAUGAAGUCUUCAUUUUUUAGUUCAUCUUGUAAUAUGCUAGAAUUUAAGGACAUAGAUAGUAAUCAAGAUGGUGAGAAAGAAUGUUUUAAAUCAUCUUAUCAUCUGCGGGAAUCUAAGAAUGAUAAUCAACCCCAAAGAAUAACGAGAAUAAUUGACUUAGACGACUUUAAUACGACUACAAUAGAAACCGAACCUGAAAAAGAAACACAAAGAAUUACAAGAAUUAUUGAAUUUAAGAAUGAUACAUUAAGUUCUCCGGUGUGUACUGAUAUGGACAAUGAAAGUUUACAAAGAAUAACUAGAAUUAUCAGGUUGGAUGAGGACCAUUCUUUCUCCGCAAUAACAAAUCAGGGCGAUAUUGACAAAGAAGGCUCUCAGAGGGUAACUAGAAUUAUUGAAUUAGAAAAAGAUAGCACUUUUCCAAGUAUGGCUAGAAUUAUAGAGAUGGAAAAUGAAAUUUCUAAUGAAAGAAGAAUUUCCUUAACUAAUGAACGUGAAACUGGCGGUGGACCUAUUGAAGAUUGCUGUGAAGAAGUAGUAGUGAGGUCUAGGCCGUCCUUAACUAGAGGUACUCCUAGGUUUAGUGUUGACUCUUCCUGCUCCGAAAACUCUUACGUCAACAUCGAAUGUGUUAAGAGUUUGCCGGAUGUUAAACGAGAAGAUAGUGUUAGUGCAGAUCUAUCGCCAGUUUGCAAACCAGUCCGGUCGAGAUUCCCGAGAAAGAAAACCUCCGUAUGUUCAAUUGGCUCUUCAGACUGCGACGAUGAGGUAGCCGUGAUAUUUAAAUCAAAACCGAAGUCUAGUCAGUGGGUGAGUUUAGACUGGAUUCCUCCGACGCCCAAAGAAGAGCCAGUGAUAUCGCACGACUGUGAUAAAAACGACUUCAUAUCGAAAUGGAUAGCUGAACAAAAUUCGCACGAACCUGGUAUUAUUACUGAUGAAAGGAGAAAAAGUCUUCCACCAAAAUCAAAUGAAAUCUAUCUCCAAAACAUGAGGAGGUUCAGUGAUGGAUUACAGAUGUGUAAAGAAGACGCAGCCAGUGAUUCACCCGCUACCGUUAAGUCUAAAUGGCACGAUAUUGUCAAGCGCCAUCUCCAGGUGCUCAAAAGUGAUAAGGGGUUCAGAAGACAACGCGGCAGCUGGAUGCGAACCGCGAGGCGGUUGUCGUCUACACCUGUUAAUCACAAGGAAUCAAUUCCAGCCGACACAUACAUGAAGCUUAAUGCUAUGUCAUGGUACUUUCGUAAAAUAAAAAGGAUUGAAGCGGAAAAGAAGCUCCUUUUGCCAGAAAACGAGCACGGCGCUUUCCUUAUUCGAGACUCGGAGAGCCGGCACAAUGACUUUUCGCUAUCAGUGAGAGACGGCGACACGGUGAAACACUACCGCAUCAGGCAGCUCGACGAGGGAGGGUUCUUCAUUGCGCGCCGGACCACCUUCCGCACCCUCCAGGAGCUGGUCGAGCACUAUAGCAAGGAUGCCGACGGGCUCUGCGUGUCGCUCAAUAAGCCUUGUGUACAGGUUGAAAAACCAGUAACGGAGGGACUUUCUCACCGAACACGCGACCAAUGGGAGAUCGACCGUUCAUCCCUCAAGUUCGUCCGGAAGCUCGGCCACGGCCAGUUCGGCGAAGUGUGGGAGGGCCUCUGGAACAACACCACUCCUGUCGCCAUCAAGACCCUCAAGUCCGGGACCAUGGACCCCAAGGACUUCCUCGCGGAGGCGCAGAUCAUGAAGAAGCUGCGUCAUAGCAAACUCAUUCAGCUCUAUGCCGUGUGCACGCUGGAGGAACCCAUUUAUAUCAUCACCGAGUUAAUGAAGAAUGGAUCUCUACUCGACUACCUUCAAGGCAAAGGUCGCGGUUUGAAGCUGCAACAGCUAAUCGACAUGGCGGCGCAGAUAGCGGCCGGCAUGGCGUACCUCGAGUCCCAGAACUACAUCCACAGAGAUCUCGCCGCCAGAAACGUGCUCGUCGCAGACGCCAACAUCGUCAAGAUCGCCGAUUUCGGGCUCGCCAGGCUAAUCAAGGAGGAUGAGUACGAGGCGCGUGUAGGCGCCCGGUUCCCGAUCAAGUGGACCGCGCCGGAGGCGGCCAACUACAGCAAGUUCUCCAUCAAGUCCGACGUGUGGUCCUUCGGCAUCCUCCUAACCGAGCUCGUCACCUACGGCCGAAUACCCUACCCUGGCAUGACAAACGCCGAAGUCCUGCACCAAGUGGAGCACGGCUACCGCAUGCCGUGCCCGCAGAACUGCCCCGCGCCGCUGUACGAGAUCAUGCUGGAGUGCUGGCACAAAGACCCGCUUAAGCGGCCCACCUUCGAGACGCUGCAGUGGAAGCUCGAGGACUUCUUCACCAUGGACAACUCCGAGUACAAGGAGGCGUCGGCCUACUGAGCCAGGCCUUCCCUGCCGCCUCACCGACACGCGCACCAGCAUCAUACACCGGGCCUGUACCACAUGCCACCCGAGCUGCAAAUGCUGCACGGUAGCACGUCGCUGCAGCACCUGCAGAUGCACCAGCUGCAGGCGCACCAGGCUAGCCUCGGGCACCUGCAGGCGCAGGCCAGCGCGAUGCAGCAGUUGCCCCCGGUGAUGCAGGGGAUGCCGCUCCCCGGCAUCCCCGGGCUCGCGGGGGGCCUCCCCGGCCUCCCCGCCAAACCGCAGCCCGUGCGCCCGCGCCACCAGGGCUGCCACCACCACGGCGUCCGCCACAACACGCUCGCUACCGCCUACCAUGGACCCUAGCUCGUACGCUCGUCCCGACAUCGACACCACAUGGAACUACGCAACCGAGGACGCCCGGACGACUUAGCUGAUAGACAUGUUGCGAUAAAGCGAUAAACUGAAUACCGCUGAUACGCCACCAUUUUGUACUGCAUUCGAUUGACAAAUGCUCGCUUUAACCACAAAAUGGCCGCCGUGUCGGCAUUAUCUGGUUUAUCUGUCAUUAUGACGCUAGAAUUCUAUUGUCUAUUAGAUUAGUCGUCUGUGCUGUGCUACAGACUUACCACUAUGACUCCUACAGGACGACAAUAAAUAGGCCUAGUGAGAUGUCAUAUACAUAGUUCGGUAGUGAACCUUAUGCCAACGGAAUAGAGUUCACCGGUGAACGUAUGGAGGUGAUAACUGUGACGGACGGUGGCUUUGGUUGAGUUUCAUCGGCGUUGGGAUGUAGGGUUGACGCGGCGCGCCACACCGCCUUAGCAACCGACUCGACCGCCCCAUCUACGUAAGGUUUUUGAUUGUUUUGUAACUGAAAAUCUAGCACACUGCCGCGGCUGAAUGGGAAACGUUUGCUCAAAGUACUUCAUUUAAAACUGUUAAACAUUUUGAACUUAUAUUCUUACGCUGCAGCCGUCCUUUAUUUUCUAUCUACUUAAGUUAAUAUUCAUACCGUUUAUACUACUGCGGCAGUGUUCUGGAAAAAAAAUUAUGCAGCAUAGCCGAAAUGUCAAACGCUGUUUACUAAAAAUAAUGUUUUCAAUUUGAUAAACAACGGAUGUGCGGUUAUGUUAAAAGGUUCAUUACAAUAAGAAGGGGUAGACAGUACAUAUCUAUACACCUGUCAAUAUAGAUUUAAGUAAAUAUCAUAACGCCGGGUCCAAAUUUUAUGAGGAUCUGCUACAAUGCUUACCUUACAUCGUUUCUCGCCUUAGCGUAUUUUGACAGAUGUAUAGACUAACAACGCAGCGACUGCGGUCGCGCAGACCCGUUCCGACAAAUAUACAGGUUGUUAUAGCACGAUUAGUCUCGAACGAUCGAGAUAAUGGACGAAAUGUUUUCAAUGCACGGACGAGGUUUGAAUGAGACGAGAUUUUAUUUUUGCAAGGUGAAGCGAGUUCGAGAAUGGGUUUGCAAUUAAAUAAAACGCCGACGUAGAAACUUAAUUACUCUUGGAUCGGUAAUAAGUUUAGUUAGACUUUUUACGAUUUUUCCUAAAUAUAUUUAUAUUUAGCUUACAUAGGUUAACUUAAAACAGUUUUCAGAGUUUCGAGUACACCUCAUAAGUAGUACGUUUUAUAUGGUUAGGCUGAUAAUGUUUCAAAAUAAUCAUUUAAUUUUGAUUACGUUCAUUCAUACAAUUAGGGCUUUUUAGCAUUUCUUUGAAAGUUUCAUACCAUUUUUCGUGAGCGCCCCUACCUUGUAAGUACCUACCAAUGUACCCUAUUAAGGCUAUUAACAUCUUCACUUGCAAGUGAAUAAAAAACUACUGCUUCUCGUGAGUAUUCAACUCACUGUGAAUUCAGUGCAUUCCCGGCUUUAAGACAUUUAACGGUUGUUGAUUAGUUUGAAUGGAGUUUAGAAAGAGGCUAUUUCGUCUGUAAAUAACUACAAAUCGGUUUCGUCUUCGCAUUAUAUUGGAGUGAGUGGCUAGAUCGGGCGUGUGUGCGUGCGUCCGGAGCGAGUACGUGUAUCAACAUCGCGUGUGUGUGUGUUAGGAGGAAAUUUAGGCUCGGCAGGGAUAUAAUAAAUUAUCAUGCGUGAAGCAUGUCUUUUGUAAGGAUUUAUGUUUUGAUGAGGCGCAUUAACCAAUUAGGUAUUUCACCUUCGUAUACCAUGUUUAAAGUAGUAUCGAUAUUGGUGAUAGAUGCCAAAUAAUCCUAUUAAAGAACUGAAUUUUAUAUACAUAUUAAUUGUUCUGAGGGUAUUUAGAUAUUAGGAUCUAAUUUAUGUAAUUUAAAUGCGAUAAGCCUGUUUAAAACACGAUUGAUUGAAAUUGUAACGCGUCAUAUUAUGAUUUUGAAAUGAAACUGUCGCAAUAUACAAAAUGCUAUAUCGGUAACUGAAGUAUACUUCCCUUAAAAUAUAAUAGAUUGGUUGAUCAUGCUCAACGAUAUAAGAACGUCUGAUUUUUAUUAUAAUAUUGUAUCAUAAUAUGAAUCCAAAACUGAUAUUUUAUUUGUGCCAAGACUUAUGUUAAGUUUAGUGUUGCCGUUGCCACGUAUGUCGAUCGACUAUUUUUAUUUGUAUUCAGCUACUUACUUUAUUAUGAGUAAGAUGAUUGGCCUAAGUAAAUAAGUAUUUUUGAAUGUGUAGGUUUUGUAUCCUAACUUAUAUAGUUGUAACUUACAAUAUAGGUAUGUAUACUACGUAUAUAAUAUCAACGAAGAUCGACAACAUCAGGCAAAAAUUCUCAUUAGUUGGUACUGCACAUUUUGUUAAAUGUUACAGUUAAAGUGUGCAAUAUUUAUGUUGAAUCCAGGUGCUUAGUGUAAAUGUGUGUAGCGACGCUACUCAUUUGCGACGAACCGUGACAUCCUCAGAACAUUUAACAGACGCGUAGUUGUUUAUGAAAGCUUCAAUUGAAAUUUAACGAUAAUUCCAAUCCUAAUAUCACCUAAACAGUGCAACUUUCUGUACCUACACCAUUCUUUCUUAUCUCAUUGUUAAAAUAUCCUCCAAAAUUUAGUUGUAGAUAAGGAUAUCUCAUAUGAUUCAGUACUAUUUAUAUGAUAUUAGUAUGUUGGUAUUAAACAGUGUACUGACCCGACCAUUCCAAUUGGAUCGCAAUAGUUAAUGGUGACAAAAUAGUGAGGUAAUGGAGAUAUAUCGCGGUAAAAAUAAUGCAACUGUCGCACAAAUAACUUUUAAUAUUUACCUAAACAAUAAGGUGCCUGCAUUUUAACGUCACAAAAUAUUCUAAUUCAUAAUGCACUGUGGAUAAAGCACUUGUGAAUAGAUACGAAAAUUGUUUUAAAUUGAUCAGUGUUCAAGGCAUCUGGUUAUAAAAGUAGUGCUAUAUCGAAAUGUUUCUAUUGUUUUGCCGUUUGUUAACUAUAGGAUUCGACACGACCCCUGAUUUAUUUCCAUAAUUUAUUUUUAUACUCGUAAAGUUCAUUUUAUAGCUGUAUAAAUAUGCUUUAGGCUUAACGCUUUACCGCAAUCAAUUUGUCUGUCUUAUAGGCAAUAUAAUUUAUAAAUUGUAUUUGUAUUGUAUUAUUAGUUAGUCAAUUUUUAAGUACUAUUAAUUUCUUAUACAAUGGCGCCAUCACAAUUAUUACAGAGAAGAUCAAUAAGAUUCGUAGGCUAAGCUAUGUGAGGAUUGCGUGUUAGACUUGUUUAUUAGACUAUUAUAUAACUGUUGCAGUGUUUAAGACGAGGUGUUUGUACGAGGCCUCGACCCGCGGCGGCCUGUACCUGUACCUGUAUAGUGUAUAGACGCGUUGGUGACUAAAGUGAAGUCAUGAAAUUCGUGCGACUGAUGUUAGUUGAUACUGUUUGACACGUGAACUAAGGUCUUAUUACCUCCGAGUAUCAAUUAAAUAUUUUAAGUUUAUCUUAUGUAUGGUUAUGAUUAUUGUAUUAUUUCACUUAUUUGUAUAGAUUUUUUUAACACAACAAUAAAUAUAAAUGUGGAAAA